GAGGCUCGGAGGCCGGGGGGCGGGGGCGGCGCGGAGCGGGCGGUGACGGCGGCGGAGGCAGCGGCUGGGCCCGGGCCCCGUGCGUCUGUCCGCGCCCGGUGGAUGUGAAUCGGCGGCGGCGGCGGAGGAGUCGGUGGGCCGGCGCCCGGCCUGUGGGAGCGCGGAGGAUGAGGCCGCUGCCGGGCGCGCCUGGCGUGGCGGCGGCCGCCGCGUUGUUGUUGCUGCUGCUGCCCCGGGCUCGGUCUGACGAGCACGAACACACGUAUCAAGAUAAAGAAGAAGUUGUUUUAUGGAUGAAUACUGUUGGGCCCUACCACAAUCGCCAAGAAACAUAUAAAUACUUUUCACUUCCAUUCUGUGUAGGCUCAAAAAAAAGUAUCAGUCAUUACCAUGAAACUUUGGGAGAAGCACUUCAAGGAGUUGAAUUAGAAUUUAGUGGCCUGGAUAUUAAAUUUAAAGAUGAUGUGAUGCCAGGUACUUACUGUGAAAUUGACUUAGAUAAAGAGAAGAGAGAUGCAUUUGUGUAUGCUAUCAAGAAUCACUAUUGGUACCAGAUGUACAUAGAUGACUUACCAAUAUGGGGUAUUGUUGGUGAAGCAGAUGAAAAUGGGGAAGAUUACUAUCUUUGGACCUACAAAAAACUUGAAAUAGGCUUUAAUGGAAAUCGAAUUGUUGAUGUUAACCUAACCAGUGAAGGAAAGGUCAAAUUGGUUCCAAAUACUAAAAUACAGAUGUCAUAUUCAGUAAAAUGGAAAAAAUCAGAUGUAAAAUUUGAAGAUCGAUUCGACAAAUAUCUUGAUCCAUCCUUUUUUCAACACAGGAUUCACUGGUUUUCAAUUUUCAAUUCCUUCAUGAUGGUGAUCUUCUUAGUGGGUUUAGUUUCCAUGAUUUUAAUGAGAACUUUGAGAAAAGAUUAUGCCCGAUACAGUAAAGAAGAAGAGAUGGAUGAUAUGGAUAGAGACCUAGGAGAUGAAUAUGGAUGGAAGCAGGUGCAUGGAGAUGUGUUUAGACCAUCAAGUCACCCUCUGAUAUUUUCUUCUCUCAUUGGUUCUGGAUGCCAGAUAUUUGCUGUGUCUCUCAUUGUUAUUAUUGUUGCCAUGAUAGAGGAUUUAUACACAGAGAGGGGAUCAAUGCUCAGUACAGCCAUAUUUGUCUAUGCUGCUACAUCUCCAGUGAACGGGUAUUUUGGAGGAAGUUUGUAUGCUAGACAAGGAGGAAGGAGAUGGAUAAAGCAGAUGUUUAUUGGGGCAUUCCUUAUUCCAGCUAUGGUGUGUGGCACUGCCUUCUUCAUCAACUUUAUAGCCAUUUAUUAUCAUGCCUCUAGAGCCAUUCCUUUUGGAACAAUGGUGGCCGUUUGUUGCAUCUGUUUUUUUGUUAUUCUUCCUCUAAAUCUUGUUGGUACAAUACUUGGCCGAAAUCUGUCAGGUCAGCCCAACUUCCCUUGUCGUGUCAAUGCCGUGCCUCGUCCUAUCCCGGAGAAAAAAUGGUUUAUGGAGCCUGCAGUUAUUGUUUGCCUGGGAGGAAUUUUACCUUUUGGCUCAAUCUUUAUUGAAAUGUACUUCAUCUUCACAUCUUUCUGGGCGUAUAAGAUCUACUAUGUCUAUGGCUUCAUGAUGCUGGUGCUGGUCAUCCUGUGCAUUGUGACCGUCUGUGUGACCAUCGUGUGCACAUACUUCCUGCUAAAUGCAGAGGAUUAUAGGUGGCAAUGGACAAGUUUUCUCUCUGCUGCAUCAACUGCAAUCUAUGUUUACAUGUAUUCCUUUUACUACUAUUUUUUCAAAACAAAGAUGUAUGGCUUAUUUCAAACAUCAUUUUACUUUGGAUAUAUGGCGGUAUUUAGCACAGCCUUGGGGAUAAUGUGUGGAGCAAUCGGUUACAUGGGAACAAGUGCCUUUGUUCGAAAAAUCUAUACUAAUGUGAAAAUUGACUAGACAUCUGAGACAACCUGGAACUUCGGAUCAGUUUCUCUUUCAUGAGGGUGGAACUUUCACGGAAAAGAAGACUAAGCGCAAGAAGAGAUUUGGGCUUAACACUGGGUACUUGUGGGUCUCUUUCAUGGAUGGCUUACAGUAACAUCUAUUUCCAUUGAUCCUAGGUUCUUACUGACUGCUUUCUCCAACUGUUCACAGCAAAUGCUUGCAUUUUAUGCAGUAGGCUUUACUACAGUACAUGGCUAAUCUUCCCCAAACUAGCUCAUUAAAGAUGAAAUAGACCAGCUCUCUUCAGUGAAGAGGACAAAUAGUUUAUUUAAAGCAUUUGUUUCAAUAAAAGAACUAGAGGGAAACUUGGAUGCUAAAAUUCCAUGAGUAGAAAUCUUCCUGGCACUUGGUGUUUCUGUGUUAUUGAAAAAUGAUGUUCCAGAAAGAUUACUUUUUUCUCUUAUUUUUACUGCCAUUGUUGAUCUAUUGUGGGACAUUUUUAUAUAUUGAACCUGGGUUCUUUUUGACCUGUUUUUGGUCGUCCCUCCAUUCAACUGCAUCUUUUUUUUUUUUUUUUU
Messenger RNA from Phodopus roborovskii (desert hamster), 2497 nucleotides. RefSeq names its product transmembrane 9 superfamily member 3 (gene Tm9sf3). Lineage: Eukaryota; Metazoa; Chordata; Mammalia; Rodentia; Cricetidae. Bases 168 to 1931 code for a protein of 587 amino acids. Gene Ontology annotation, cellular component: membrane. The transcript has 15 exons. Gene Ontology annotation, biological process: protein localization to membrane. The record is from RefSeq and is a predicted model, not a curated record.